UCCUAAAAAUACCCAUUAGCAGCAGCAACUCCCACUAUUCAGGCUGUCCUCUCGAUGCCAGCCUGCAGGAGUCAACCGCUGCAGAAAGGACUAACAUCUCAGGGUCUAGGGUACAGUCAUUGAAGCGUCCUCAGUUUAACUGUCCCACCUCGGCCUUCUUUCUUUCUUUUUGUGCGUCGGUCAGAAAAAAGUAAAGUGAUUUGUUCGGAGGUGAUGCUGUUCUCAGUUUUUCCUGGAUUCUGACAGCAGUUUGUUCACUUCAGGACCAGCCUCUUCUCACUAGCCUUAUGCACAAACCUCUGGAGGAUCCGGCAAAAUCACCGCCCGGCCGGUACCUCCACAGCAGAACUCUGCAGGUCCACCACUGCCAUCAGUGCUGUCCACACAAUGUAAACUGGACGUGGAGCUCAUCCUUUGAGAAGGCUCUGUUACAGACGCUCUGCCGAACUUUCUCGUGAGGUUCUAAGAUUUAGUGUCUUUAUGCCUGUGACUAAAAACAUAUUUUUCUGCUGAAGACCAGUGAGAAAAUAAUCUGGAUCCUGUACAUUAGGUUUCAGUCCUUAAUAUAUCCAUCAACCGAUUAAAGGCUGGUUCAGCCUCUCUGCACAUGAAGAGCACUUUUUUUUUUUUUUAUUCAAUUUAUUGAACACAACUUGAACAUGAGAGAGUUGCUUCCCACCCCAGUGAGGCGGAAGCAGGAACGCCUCCCCAGCCUUCCUUCUCCUUCCUCUCACUCCUUCCCCAUCACCUCCUUCUCCAUCCAGACCUCCAAGAAAUUUCCAUUCUUCCAUGUGGUUAAGUCCUGCAGAUACGAAGCUGAGAAUGCCUUCUUCUCCAGCCUAAAGCUUGAUGACUUCAACAUCAUUGAUACUCUGGGAGUGGGAGGAUUUGGACGAGUUGAACUGGUGCAACUGAAGAAUGAGGAAGCUAAAACAUUUGCAAUGAAGAUUCUGAAGAAACGUCAUAUUGUGGACACGAGGCAACAGGAGCACAUCCGCGCAGAGAAACACAUUAUGACUGAGGCGCACUCAGACUUCAUCGUCAGGUUAUACCGGACGUUUAAAGACAGUAAAUAUCUAUAUAUGUUGCUGGAGGCAUGUCUAGGAGGAGAAUUGUGGACCAUUCUGAGAGACAGGGGUUCAUUUGAUGACUUGACCACAAGGUUCUACACAGGCUGCGUGGUUGAAGCAUUUUCUUACCUGCAUGCCAAAGGCAUCAUCUACAGAGACCUGAAACCUGAGAACCUGAUCCUGGACAAUCGAGGAUAUGCCAAACUGGUGGAUUUUGGUUUUGCAAAGAAGAUCGGCGUCUGCAAGAAGACAUGGACGUUCUGUGGCACGCCGGAGUACGUUGCUCCAGAGAUCAUCUUGAACAAAGGUCAUGAUGUCUCAGCAGAUUACUGGUCUCUUGGGAUCCUGAUGUAUGAGCUGCUUACUGGCAGUCCCCCAUUCUCAGGUCCGGAUCCAAUGAAAACAUACAACAUCAUUUUGAGAGGCAUUGACAUGAUUGAGUUCCCCGAGAAGAUCACAAAAAAUGCUUCAAACCUCAUCAAGAAGCUCUGCAGGGAUAGUCCAUCAGAGAGACUCGGAAAUCUCAAAAAUGGAGUUAAGGACAUCCAGAAGCACAAGUGGUUCGAAGGGUUUAACUGGGAAGGGCUGAGAAAAGGAACACUGACUCCACCCAUCGUACCUACGGUGUCCUCUCCAAUAGAUACCAGUAACUUUGACAGUUUUCCAGAGGAUGCAGACGAGCCGCCACCUGAUGAUAAUUCAGGAUGGGACUAUGACUUUUAAAAAGUCUGCCUGUCUGAGACGGUUUUACAGAUGAAGACCAACAAGGCAAAAAAGUUGACUGUGGAGCUUUAUGUCUGAAAUGAACUCAUCAUUCUUUAAAAGAGCCUGAGGUGUUGAUGAAAGCAAAGGAAAAUUAUUCAUUGGAAA
Messenger RNA from Cyprinodon tularosa, 1940 nucleotides. RefSeq names its product cGMP-dependent protein kinase 1-like. The transcript is spliced from 10 exons. NCBI's taxonomy places the organism in Eukaryota, Metazoa, Chordata, Actinopteri, Cyprinodontiformes, Cyprinodontidae. Gene Ontology annotation, molecular function: cGMP-dependent protein kinase activity; ATP binding. The record is from RefSeq and is a predicted model, not a curated record. Bases 660 to 1793 code for a protein of 377 amino acids. Gene Ontology annotation, biological process: protein phosphorylation.